GCAAGAUUCAAUAUUGAAUGGCAACUUCAAAUUAUUCCUCUAAAUAACAAAUUCAAACCUCAGAUGGAGUGUGUUGCAGGUAGAAGCAUUACAGGAAUAUUUAAAUUAUCCUGGGCCACUGCCAAACGACCCAAGACACACGGUUCAUGAUGGAGUACCUCAUCCGAUUUUCUCAGUCUCACGAGACUUUUCGUUUGGCUGAAAUUCAGUCACUCGCUAUAGUUGAAGGAAUAGAUUUAGAGGUGAUAUCCUACAGUAACGAGUCACCCUUCUGCAUAGUGCGAUUGCCGUCCGAGGAAGCUGCAAAAGCUCUUAUAAGACGUUCAAUCUUAGCGCAAACAAUCCACGAGCACUGGGGUACAGCUGAGACGUAUGAUGAACUACACGCCAUCAUCAAGCGCGACACACCCCAUCUAUGGCCCCAAUACAAAGAAGUCUCAUUCAAGAUUAACAUAGAUGCCUACCAAGGUUCCCGACCAGAGAAACGCAAACUAGAACUUAUCAACUCGUUUUCCUAUCUACCCUUGGACGGGCUUAUCCUACUCAAAAACCCAGAGCAAAAAUGGACCAUCUUUGAACAGUGGGAGUUCGAGGCCGUCCCCAAGAAUUUACCUGACCCCUUAAAAAUCCAUUUCGGUCGCCUUGUCGGUCAUAGCGUGCGAGACUUGAUUAAAACCUAUGACCUCAAGAAACGAGGAUAUAUCAGUACUACGUCUAUGGAUUCGGAGCUGGCUUUAAUCACUGCGAACAUCGCACUCGCCGCGCCAGGGAAGAUCUUCUACGACCCUUUUGUGGGUACUGGUAGUUUCCCUAUCGCAUGUGCCCAUUUUGGCGCUCUUGGUUGGGGAAGCGACAUCGACGGUCGUAGCGUCCGUGGCGAGGGCGGAAAGAAGAGUCUAAAAGGCAACUUCAAACAAUAUGGCCUUGAGCAAUUAUUAGGGGACGUUUUCGUCUGUGAUUUAACGAAUAGCCCCGUGCGUAAAGCUAGAAUAUUAGACGGUAUCGUCUGUGACCCACCAUAUGGCGUGAGAGAGGGGCUAAAAGUACUUGGGUGCCGGGACCCUGAGGAUAAGGAUGCCUGGCUCGUGGAAAAGGGGAAGCGAAAUUAUCGGAACGCGUCAUUCGUGCCACCGAAGAAACCGUAUAGUUUCACGGCUAUGCUUGAUGACAUAUUGAAUUUCGCCGCAGAUACGUUAGUGGACAAUGGUCGUCUAUCCUUCUGGAUGCCUACCGCGAAUGAUGAGGAGCAAGAGAUACCAGUACCUACGCACCCAUGCUUGAAUCUUGUGGUUGUCUGUACGCAAGUAUUCUAUAAGUGGUCACGAAGGCUGAUUACAUAUCGCCGUCUACCAGAUUCGGAAGUCGACCUUUCUGCCCUGGCGCAAAGGAAGCGAGAGGAGCAGAUAAAGGGACAUACGGCGGAUGACUUAAACUCAUUCCGCCGAGCGUAUUUUAAAGGUUUUAAGUCUGAGAAAACGGAAGCAACUAGCGAUAUCAAGGCGGAGUGAUCAUUUACCGCCAUAUCGUCAUUGGUCUUACGAUUUAUGAUGUAAAAGGUGGAGGGAAAUAGAUACCCAAGGUGAAAUCUAGGAAUAGCGAAUCGGUUUCUGUACGUUCAAUCUAACGAGCCGGGACGCCCGAUUAUGGCAUGGUAGUCU
Molecule: messenger RNA, 1658 nt
Organism: Hypoxylon trugodes
Lineage: Eukaryota; Fungi; Ascomycota; Sordariomycetes; Xylariales; Hypoxylaceae
Product: tRNA guanosine-2'-O-methyltransferase TRM11
Exons: 4
Coding region: 147-1508 (453 amino acids)
Biological process (GO): methylation
Cellular component (GO): cytoplasm
Molecular function (GO): nucleic acid binding
Source: RefSeq, a predicted model, not a curated record